CCCGGACACACGGGGGUGUGUAUGUGGGCGGAGACGUGCCCACCCACUCCGCUGCUUCUCUCCUCUGCUUACUAUAUGAGGAGGCAAGUUUGGGAUCCCCCAGACAGAUUCAACUUUGGUAGUCGUCUUGUCAAUCUUCCAAGAGUUUUCUCUCCACCCCGACAGGAAUCCGCUGUUUGCAGAAGGACGCUGUGAUUAGAGCGCACAACGCCUUGGACUUUAUUUUUCCGUUUUUUGUUUUUUUUUAAAUUUUGCAUUGUUAUUCCAUCGGUGAAGCUAGAGCUCAAGAUGCCUCGGUCGUUCCUUGUCAAGAAGUAUUUUCCCUACAAGAAGCAGCAUAAUAGGGAAAGCUACCCGGAGAGCCACACAGCUUUUGUGCCAGAAAACUUUCCACUGGCUGAACUUCCAUCAGAGAACAGCUCUGCACUGACCUGCCAACCUGCCACGCUAAUAUUCAGCGUGGACAUCCUGCCUCGACCUCACCCCCUAAUUUCCCCAGAAUCUCUCCCCCCUUCACCCAUGGGCCCUUUGGACCUCAGCAGCUCUCCCUCCUGCAGCAGCGGCGAGGAAGAGGAGGAGGGCGGACGUACUUCGGAUCCACCAAGCCCAGACACAAUUCAGCCAAUCUAUCACUGUUUGCACUGCACCAAGAGCUACACCAGCCUCUCCGCAUUUUCCCAGCAUCAGAUGUCCCACCAGCUCCCCCCCUGUGCUCCCGAGACUCCCAUGACCACAGAGGCUUCAGCACGCCCGGUCUUCCACUGCAAACACUGCCCCAAGGAGUACAACAGCCUGGGUGCCCUGAAAAUGCACAUUCGAUCACACACGUUGCCCUGCGUGUGCACCACAUGUGGCAAGGCUUUCUCCAGACCGUGGCUCCUCAGGGGACACAUUCGCACACACACCGGUGAGCGCCCCUUUGCUUGUCAGCACUGUAGCCGGGCCUUCGCUGAUCGCUCCAACCUGCGCGCCCACAUGCAGACCCACUCUGAGGUGAAGAAGUACCAGUGUGGCUCCUGCUCCAGGACCUUCAGUCGCAUGUCUCUUCUGAACAAACACAGCGCCUCUGGAUGCUGUGCUUCCUCGUAAAAGUCACAUUCCUCCCAUUGUCCUUUCAGUUGAAGCUACCUGUUGUGAUGGGAGCCAAUGCUAUUAGUUGCACACACACACGUGAAAAAAAUGCAGUUAUACUUUUAUGCAAAGUGCCUUAAUUAAUUACAGGAUCAGAUUGAGGUCCUAUCUGUGGCACAUUUUUGUCUCAUCCAUUGUGAUUUGAGAGCAGGUGGACAUUCAAUUAAUUCCCAGGGGACCCCGUUGGUGCCCGCCAGUCCGGGACUUUGGCAAUGUUGCAGCUGCUUGUGUGUGUGUGUGUGUGUGUGUGUGUGUGUGUGUGUGUGUGUGUGUGUGUGUGUGUGUGUGUGUGGGGAUGUCCUUCCUCACUAUACUAUGCAUACAUGACAUGUGUGUAUCUGAGCAAAUGUGAGUGUUGAGACAGCUGUCUGCAUGGUGCACUGUGGAGGCAGGGCGCUGAGGGACGUGUUAGCUGUGACCUCGACAACAGGUGACACCCCCUGCCUGGUGUGCCCCUCCGCAAGCCAGAAACACUUUCAAUAGACAAUAUGUGUAUGUUACAGGACCAAAAAUACACCUUGCCUUUUUACAAAUGUCUCAUUUGAAAAGAAAAAAAGUUGUAAUUUUUAAGUGGAGAGUCACAGGAAAUAGUGGAAAGAUACAACACUCAUAACGUGCAACAAAUGGUUCAGUCAGCAAGGAGUUGAACCAGGGACUAACUGCUCAGGGUUAUUUUACAAUCUAAAUGACAUUUGUAUUUUGGAUAAGUGUUGACAUACAGUUUUUAUGAAACUGAAUGUGCCUUUUUUUAAGGUUGUGAAUUUUUCUGUCAUUUGUAAAUA
This is a messenger RNA of Oreochromis niloticus (Nile tilapia), 1913 nucleotides long. RefSeq names its product snail family zinc finger 1b (gene snai1b). The transcript has 3 exons. Gene Ontology annotation, molecular function: RNA polymerase II cis-regulatory region sequence-specific DNA binding; DNA-binding transcription factor activity, RNA polymerase II-specific. The coding region runs from base 289 to 1089 and encodes 266 amino acids. The record is from RefSeq and is a predicted model, not a curated record. Gene Ontology annotation, biological process: regulation of DNA-templated transcription. NCBI's taxonomy places the organism in Eukaryota, Metazoa, Chordata, Actinopteri, Cichliformes, Cichlidae.